AUGCCGAAUCCAGGAGAAGCCUUAGGAGAUCCGGACAGACGUGAAGCUGACCUUGACGACGAUGAGGGGACGAGCACCGCGGCUGAGGUCAAAGGCAGAAGAGAGUGGACGGAAGAAGAGUGGAGAGAGUGGGAUGAGCGAUGGUGGCACGCUGGGCAGAGCGGUUGGUAUGGCUCUCCAUGGCGUGUCGAGCACGUGAAGGAUGAUGCAGGGGCAGCAUCCACAGCACCUCCUCAGUCGAAGACGGACCCUCCAGAUCCGUGGCAGCAGAGAUCGUGUGACCCAUGGUCCAGGCGGACAUCCGUGGCUACUGGACAAGCUGAUCAGCACUUCCAAGGAGCGUGGUCGACCUGGUGGGCAGGGGGCUAUCAGUCCAAGGGGGACUAUAGCGAUCCUCCAUCCUGGUCAGGUUGGAACAACUAUAGGUUGUGGCGAAGGGCACUCCUUCGAUGGAAUGCAAACACCGACGUAGCCAUCUGGAGGAGAGCUGAGAAGGUUCUCAAGACCUUGGACUGGGAUCUUCAGGCCAAGCUAGAUCAUCUUACCGAGACCACUUUGUCCAGUCCGUCCUACCUCACCGAGAUCCUCAGUGUUUUGGACAUCCUCUCUGGGGAGAAAGAAGACUCUGACCGUCGGAGAGCGGUCCGAGCUGCCUUGUUUGAAGGCGCUAGGAAGCCAGACGAAGGACUGGCUCAGUACGCCUUGAGGAGAGAGUCCCAGUUUGAGCUCGCGAAUCGGUAUGUCAGCCUUCCGGAGGACAUCAAGGGCAUCCUUCUUGAAGAGCAGUCUGGGCUUCCCAGACAAGCGAUGCAGAAUCUUCGAGUCUUGACCAAGGGUCAGCACUCUUACUCUGAAGUGAAGAAGGCCUUGCAGAUAUUGGACUUGGAUGAGGAGAGCAUUAUCAAGAGUGGCAAGACAAGCUACUUCGGUGGAGCUUCCGAGGUGGAGCAUUCCGAGUCCGACAUUGAUGAUGAGGAGAUCUUCCUGGCUUUAGAGGCGCAGGAGGUCGACGAAGAGGAAGCUUUGUGCCUCAUGGCCGACCUUCAGCAGGACCGAAAGAGAACCUGGAAGGAGAACAAGCUCUUGAAAGCCGAGCCGGCCAUUCAACAGGAGAAAGAUGUCCAUCGAGGAGACAAGAAAGUGACCUUCUGCAACAACUGCGGCAAGAAAGGUCACUGGCGAGAAGAUUGUCCGGAACCACCCAAAGAGGGAACUCGCAAGAGUGUCGAUAGAUCAGUCAAGAUGAACGCUUUUGCCUAUCUUGGAGUGGCAGAAGGCUCAGCGAGCUCACCAGCGUUCUUGGUCGGAGACUAUCUGAACUUCCAAUCCGCGAACAGCGGUUGCUUUUUGGAAGUGGCAGCAGGUCAUGCCAUCGUGGACCCUGGAGCUUCGCAAGACCUCAUUGGACUGCGAAGCUACGAGAAGCUUGAGAAGAGGCUGAAUGAAGUUGGUCUGAGAACCAUCAAGCUUGAGGAGUCCCCAUCCAAGGCUUCCGGGGUCGGAGGAGACGCAAAGUCUCUCUUCAUGGCCCUCUCACCUUGUGUUCUUGGCGGACAACCAGGUGUGAUCAAGCUGACCGUAGUGGCCGAUGACAUCCCACAACUUUUGUCCAUAGGACUGUUGGAAUAUGGGAAGGCCAUCAUCGACACCGGGAACAAUCGCAUUCGCUUUCAGGCUUUUGACACGGAGACCACCAUGAAGCGCCUACCUUCGGGCCACCGCCUCGUAGACAUUGCCGACUGGGACGGCAGUGAUUUUCCAAUCCCAGCCAAGUUGUCAGAGGAACUAGGACUUCCUUCUCGGGCCUUUAAUGUGCCCUCGUCAGAGCGUCGAGCAUACAUGGCGGCGAGCCCUGAGUCGGACCAGCUGGCAUGGGACAUACGAGACAGAGGACACCAGGAAGAUUCCACGACCUUCGGAGUGCUCCCAUCCCAAGGCCUACGAGGUCAAGGGUGCGAAUCAACACGGAACUUGGACCAGAUGCUCGAUGUGUCAGACCAAGUUGACCUUUGUCCGCUACAGCAAGGACAAUCCUCCUCCGGCUGCCCGCAUGACCAAGUCAGCGACGGUGGAGACCUAUGUGUGAGCAAGCCGGCACCUAGCACGCCGGGCGCUUCGAGCGGCUAUCUACCUCCACCCAUGAUGACUUCGGAGACCUCACCGCCGCCAGAUCUCAUGCCGGACAUCCAACGAGCGCUUCAGGGCCAGACACAGCAGCUGGCUCAGAGCACUGCUGCCGUGAUGUCUCAAGUCAUGUCUCCUGUCAUCGAGGGAUUUCACCAGGCUCUGCGCUGUCAAGUGGAGGAACAGCAGAGAGCACAAGAGCGACAGGACGCCCAGAUGCAGCAGCUGUUCUUGGCACAGCAACGCAUCAUGCAACAGAACGACAUGACGAGGCAGCAGGGCGCCUGUUUCCCAGCUCUUUCCCCAGAAGAGAUCCAGCGGCUGCUUGCGCAGGGCUUUGCCGACACGAGGCGCUACAUGCAGCAGCAGGGGAUCAACGAGGACGAGGACUGGGAUGCCAUUCCGGAGAGUCCUCCGGGUCAGAACUGA
Molecule: messenger RNA, 2553 nt
Organism: Durusdinium trenchii
Lineage: Eukaryota; Dinophyceae; Suessiales; Symbiodiniaceae
Source: the annotation of a GenBank genome assembly